Molecule: messenger RNA, 11234 nt
Organism: Thunnus maccoyii (southern bluefin tuna)
Lineage: Eukaryota; Metazoa; Chordata; Actinopteri; Scombriformes; Scombridae
Product: obscurin-like protein 1
Exons: 37
Coding region: 321-9962 (3213 amino acids)
Molecular function (GO): protein binding
Source: RefSeq, a predicted model, not a curated record
UGAAGUUCUGUUUUCUAUCCCUUCUGCCAAGCAAACAUCUACAAAGAUGUACUGGAGUAGAACUUGGAACCUUUGAGGAGAGCAUGUGUCUGAAUCUGAAGUCAACUUGGGACAUUACUCAGCCUUCAGGAGACGAGCGGCAUUGCUUCUUAACUCGAAGAGAGAUUGCAAGUGCGGAAUGUAUGUCGACGGUCGUUCCUGGCGACUGAAGCGAGAAAUUUGCAGUGCAGAAGUUGGACUGUCUCGGCUCAGUGAAUAACUGCCACUUUUUGUCUCUCCCGGACUGCCUGAGGUGAAGCGAGGCUGACAAAGAAGCAGCAAUGGAUGUGUUUGGUGGUGCACCACGUUUCUUGGCCUACCCAAGACCUGUGAUGGUACAAAGUGGGACUGAUGCAGUCCUAAAGUGUCAAAUUGGUGGUGAUCCAAGACCUGCUGUUAUUUGGGAGCGAAACAAUGAAAAGAUUGACCCUCAAGGACGAUAUAGGGUUUUCGAGGAUGGAAAUGUUUACAAUCUCAUAAUUUCAGCUGUGACCACAGAGGAUAGUGGUCAGUACAUAUGCAAAGCAAAAAACAGCAUUGGGGAAACAUACGCAGCUGCCACACUGAAGGUGGAAGGUGAGGCACAAGAGAUGGAGUUACGAGAGGAAAAUAAGCCACGAUUCCUCAUCAAGCCCCUCUCCACUCGUGUCGGCCGUGGGGAAGAUGCCGUCUUCUCUUGUAAGCUCUGGGGAAGCCCACGACCAGAGGUUGUCUGGGAAAAAGAUGGCAGGAAACUCAAUGAAAUAUUUGAAAGCACACAUUUCAGUGUGGGCUAUCAGGACGGUGGCUGGUUCCAGCUGAAGAUCUUUAAGACUCGUGCACCAGAUGGUGGUGUAUAUACAUGCAAGGCCAGGAAUGAGUUUGGGGAAGCAUUAGCAGGAGCUGUGCUGCUCGUUGAUGCUGGCCCAGGACACGAGGACGAAGGAAAUCGUAAUGGCUACACAAAUGGCCACUGGAAAACUCACCAGGGAAAACAAAGGAGCGGUAGGCAAGUGCCAAACCGGCUCAAAGACGACCCCCUGACCAAGUCAACAAAAGUAAAAAUGUUUGCAGUGACAGAGGGCAAACAUGCCAAAUUCCGCUGCUUUGUGACUGGAAAACCCAAACCAGAAAUCAUUUGGAGGAAAGAUGGCAGGCUGAUACUGUCUGGAAGGCGCUAUUUGUUAUAUGAGGACAGGGAAGGAUACUUCACACUCAAAGUUCUGUACUGUAAGCAGAAGGAUAAUGGAGUUUAUGUUUGUGCUGCAUCAAAUACUGCAGGGCAAACUCUCAGUGCUGUACACCUGUCCGUAAAGGAGCCACCUGUGCGGUUCAAGCAACCUCUUAUUGAUCUAGAAGUAUGGGAACGAGACUUGGCUGUUCUCGAGUGUGAAGUUCCAGAGGACUCUGUUCCCAUCACAUGGUAUCUGGAGGAUAGAAGACUGCAGCCAGGGGCCAAAUAUGGAAUGGAGGAGUGGGGAACAAAACGGCGACUAACCAUCCGUGACAUUGGAGUUGAUGAUGAUGGGAUUUACCUCUGCGAGAUGCCCGAUGGUGGGAGAAGUAUUGCAGAGGUAGCUGUGAAAGGUACAAUUUUGCGGAAGCUUCCAAGAAAAGUGGAUGUCUUGGAAGGCGAAAAUGCUGCCUUUUGUGUUGAAGUAGAAAAAGAAGAAAUGGACAUACAUUGGUACAAAGAUGGUGUAGAGCUGCGUGAAACGCAUAAGACCAUCCUUAAGUCCUUUGGUCGAACUCACAUCCUGGUUUUCGUCAAUACAAUGCCCCAAGACUCCGGCCUUGUGAUUUUCCUUGUAGGCAGAUCCAAGACUUCCUCUCAGCUAAGAGUGAAAGCCGCCAGACAUUGUCCUCCCAGUUGUCCAGUGGGUGUGCAGAUCAACACAGAGCGUGCCAAUGCAGCUCUUCUCUCAUGGGUUCCUGCUCAGGACUCACGAAAGAACCCUCCAUCUGGAUAUGUGCUUGAGCGACAGGAAGUGGGCACUGGCUCACAGGAGUGGCUACAGUGUUUGACCACUGACUCUGCAACCUCUGUGGAGAUCCUCGGUGACAGCGUACCAUGUGAAGCUGAUUAUCGAUUUCGCAUUUGCAGUGUAAACAAAUAUGGAAAGAGCAACAAUGUUGAGUUCCCUAGGGCAGUUCACUUGGUUCCAGUGGCCAGAAUACAAGCUCCCUUACAGGAUGCCUUGGUGCCCGAGGGGCAAGAUGCCCUCUUCUCUAUUGAGCUCUCUGCUUCUGUUAUCGGCACAUGGUUCUUAAACGGUACUCAGCUUCAGGAGGACGAACGUUAUUCCAUGCGGCGGACACGAACACACCAAUCUCUUCGCAUGAGAGGAGUACGUGAUACAGACAACGGAGCUGAGAUUACAUUUAUUGCCUAUGGCAUUCGGGAUUCUGCAGCACUGUACAUUCAAGCUCCUCUUGUCAAGUUUUCACCACUGUCAGAAAUGGAUCGAAACAAAUUUGUAGAAAUUGGGAACCCCAUUGUGCUCUACUGUGAGCUGUCAGACCCUGCAGCUCCAGUGCACUGGUACAAGAAUGGGACGGAAUUACAAACAAUCGAGGGUCUUCAUAUCCAGUCAGAGGGCACCAUGAGAAGAAUUGUCAUCCAAUCAGCAGAGUUCUCACAUUCAGGAGUGUAUUGCUGUGAUGCCAUUGAUGACGUCAUCAGGUUCAAUGUGGAAGUAGAGGCCCCACCUGUGAGGUUUUCAGCAAUUCCAGAUGCUGAGAGGAACAAAACCAUCCAAAGACAUUGCCCCAUUAUUUUGCAAUGUGAGCUGUCAGAUCCCUCUGCUCAGGUGCACUGGUACAAAGAUGGGUCAAAGCUUCACCCCCAAAGUGGAGUAGAUAUUCUAACUGAUGGCUUGGUGAGAAAAUUGGUUGUCCAAUCAGCAGAUUUUUUCCACUCUGGGUUGUACUGCUGCAAGACAAAGGGUGACACCAUCACGUUCAGUGUGGACAUCAAAGCUCCACCCGUGAAGUUCUCAGCAAUUCCUGAAGAAAUGAGGACCAAGUCGAUCGAAGCAGGCUGUCCUCUUGUACUCCAGUGUGUGGUGUCGGAUCCUGAGGCCGAUGUUUGCUGGUACAAGGAUGAAAUGCAGCUCAUUUCAAACUCUGGAUUAGAAAUCCACUCAGAGGGAAAUACAAGGACUAUAGUUGUUCAGUCUGCAGAGCUGUGCCACUCUGGUGUGUACAGAUGCACCACACUGGAUGAUACCAUGGACUUUCAAGUGGAGAUCAAAGCUAUACCAGUGACGUACUCUACUAUCUUUGACGUUGAGAGAACCAAGUCACUUGAAGCGGGCAAACCUUUGGAGCUGGAAUGUGAGGUUGCAGACUCCACUGUGCCUGUGUGCUGGUAUAAAGAUGGUGUAAAGCUCUUACCGCAGAAUGGGUGGAUUAUACAGAAUAAUGGCACAUUGAGGAGACUCAUUAUCCCAUCUGCUGAGUUCUUGCAUUCAGGGCUAUACAGCUGUGAAACAUCUGAUGACACUAUCCACUUCACUGUGGAUAUUAAAGCUGCAUCGUUGCCGUUGUCGCCCUCACCGGAGGUUGUGGAGAAGCAGUCACUUGAGGCGACCUGCCCCACUGAACCAACGUCUGAAAUCUCAGACACUGCUGUCCAGGUGUCAUGGCAGAGGGAUAAAGAACAUAAUUGUAAUAGAGAGCCUGACUUUGAAAUGGAAGGCAUCAAGAAGACCCUUGUUAUUGAACCAACUCAUCCUUCAAAUUCUGGAGCAUACUAUUGUGCAACAGCAGAUGAUGUUGCCCAAUUAAUUGUAAAAAAUCAAGUGCCAUCUGUGACAUAUCUGCUUGGUCCUGAUGUUGAGAAGACCAAGUCUGCUGAAGAGCACUGCCCAAUUGUUCAGCAAUUUGAGAUUUCAGAUCCCAUUGCCAAAGCCUGUUGGUACAAAGAUGGAACCCAGAUCUACCCAAAAGGGGAAGCUGACUGUGAAUCACAGAGCAGCAGCCAAGCCUUGCCCCUCCAGUCACAUCACUUGUCUGGUGAUGGGAGUUUUGGCUGUGAAACAUCUGGUGAUGCACAGUCAAAUGUGGUGAAAGCAGAGCAGUGUCACUAUGGUGACGAGAUUGGUGAGAUAGCUGAUGCAUCUGCCCAAUACACUGUGGAUGUCAAAGCUACACCGCCAAGGCUCUCUUCUGACCAAGAGAAGAACAAGUCGACUGAAGAGGCUUAUCCUGUUGACGUUGAGCACAUUUCCUCGAAGCGCAAUUCUGGCAUCUUCGGCAGCAAGAGAGGAGAUAUUCAGACAUAUGAAGAACAUUCCAGGGAAAUGACAGCUCCUCAGUCAACUUAUGAAUAUACGACUGACUGGAUUACAUCUAAACAGCCAAAUGAGCUCUCUGACAAUCAACAAAUGAUAAAUGCCAAAUCUCCAGUUUACUGUAACUCUGUGCAGCCAACAAUAAUGAAAUCUGACACACAGCAUGACAAUAAACAGUCCACAGAAUCACAAGCUCCACCUGUGAGAAUUACAACUCUUUGUGAGGCUGAGAGGAACAAGUCUGUUGAAGUUGAUGAACCCAUAGUGCUGCGAUGUGAAAUAUCAGAUCCUAACGCUCAAGUUACUUGGUACAAGGAUGGAAUAAAACUACAUGAAGCAGCUGGGCAAGACAUGCUGGAAGAGGGUUCCAUAAGAACACUGGCUUUCCAGUCAGCAACGCUGUCUCAUGCAGGGAUUUACAGCUGCAAGACAACAGAUGAUGCAAUGCAGUUUCAUGUGGAUGUUAAAGCUCCACUUCUGAAGUUGUCAGCUAUAUCUGAGGCUGACCAGAAAAAGACAGUCAUGGCAGGCUGUCCCAUUGCUCUACAAUGUGAGCUGUCAGACCCCGCUGGACAAGUCAGUUGGUACAAAGAUGGAACAGAGCUCCUACCUCAAAACGGAGUAGACAUCCAGUCAGAGGGCAAUGUGAGGAGUCUAGUUGUCCCAUCAGCAGAGCGGGCUCACUCUGGCAUAUACCGUUGUGAGUCAAAGGAUGAUGACAUCCAGUUCGAUGUGGAAGUAAAAGCUCUACCUGUGAAGUUCUCAGAGCUUCAAGAGACGGACAGGAACAAGUCCGUCCAAGAAGGCUGUCCCAUUGUCCUCAGCUGUGAACUCUCUCAUGAUUCUUCUGCUCAUGUCGACUGGUACAAGGAUGGGAUGAAACUCCUACAACAAAACAAUGUGGAAAUACAGUCAGAUGGUCUAACAAGAUCCCUUGUCAUUCAUUCAGCUGAAAGCAUACAUAGCGGUAGCUAUGAAUGUUCAACAGCAGAUGACACCAUCACCUUUAAAGUGGAUGUACAAGGCCGAUCGCCACAGAUCAUGCCAAUCCCACUAUCAGAAAAGCACAAGGUGGUUGCAAUUGGUUUUCCAAUUGUUCUCCAGUGUGAGGUCUCUGACCCUGUUGCUCAGGUUUCCUGGUUCAAAGAAGAGGUGGAACUUUUUUGCAAAACUGGCCUUGAUAUGAAAAGAGAUGGCAGCCUCAGAAAAUUAAUAAUUAAUUCUGCUAAGGUCUCUGAUUCUGGCUUCUACAGCUGUAACCUCGCUGAUGAUGUUGUGACAUUCCAUGUGGACAUCCAAGCUACUCCUGUGAGGUUUUCAACACUUCCAGAGGUCGCAAGAAACAAAUUUGUUGAAGCAGGCUGCCCAAUUAAGCUGCAGUGUGAAGUCUCAGAGCCAACCGCCCAAGUCUAUUGGCAGAAGGAUGGAGAACAGCUAUUUCCAAAGUGUGAAUAUGAAAUCCAAACAAAAGAAAAACUGAGAGCGCUGGUUAUUAAAUCAGCAGAAGUCAGACACUCUGGGGUGUACAGCUGUGAGGCCGCAGAUGACCAUAUAGAAUUCAAGGUGGAUGUUGCAGCGCCUCCAGUAACAUUUGCUGAUAUCCCAGAGGAGGACCUUUUCAAGAGUGUUGUGGAACAAGAACAGCUUGCCCUGUCAUGCGAAGUAACAAGGGCUGAUGGUGUUGUCCAGUGGUACAAAGAUGGAACUGAAAUCCAACCAAGCAACAAUAUUACAAUCCAAGCAGUGGACACUCAAAGAAAUCUGACAAUCCAUUCAGCUGAACUGUCAGAUUCAGGCACAUACACAUGCCGUGCAGGAGACAACAUUUUAAUGUUCAAGGUUAAUAUACGAGAACCUCCGGUGAUGAUAAUCUACCCCAAGGAGGAUGUCCACCUCGACCGUCACGUUCCUGAGGAAAUCAUUCUGAGUUGUGAACUGUCUCGUCCAAACGGUGUUGUGAGCUGGUACAAAGAUGGCCAAAAGCUGCAGGAGAGUGAGAACAUCAAGCUCAAGAUUGAAGGCCCUUAUCGACGACUGAAGAUUAUUUCCAGUGGUGUGGAAGAUUCUGGAGAAUACGUCUGUGAUACAGCUGAUGAUUCAAUAUUCUUUAACCUUAGUAUUACAGAACCUCCGGUGCGGAUUGUAUCCCCAAGUCAAUCACAAAUGGAACUGUGCCAGCAAACGUCCGAGAGGAUGGUACUGAGCUGUGAGAUCUCACGGCCUAAUGCAAUGGUACGCUGGUAUAGAGACGGACUUGAAGUGGAGGAGAAUGACAACCUUAUUCUAGAGGUGGAUGGUGUCUACAGAAGACUUAUUAUACCGGAAACUACAGUCAAAGAUUCCGCCGAAUAUGUCUGUGAUACAGCAGAUGACUCAGUGACAUUCUUUGUAAACAUAGCAGAGCCUCCUGUUCGCUUUGUACGUCCACGGAAGACAGCAAGUAGAGUAGAAAAAGUGGUUGGGAAUACUCUGGUUCUAGACUGUGAGGUUUCAAGAUCAAAUGCUGAGGUCACCUGGAAGAAGAAUGGAGAAGAGGUAGAGGACUCCAGAAAUGUCACCAUCCUUGAAGAUGGUGCCAUGCGUCAAUUGACCAUUCACUCACUGACAGUUGAAGAUUCUGGGCAAUAUGUCUGUGAUGCAAAGGAUGAUGUGAUGGACUUCCAUGUAAAAGUGCAAGAUUUGCCUGUGAAAAUUCUCGGAAAAACUGACGCAAAAACAGAGAAGCAGUUCUUAGUAUCUGAUGACAUUAUUCUUGUGUGUGAACUAUCAAGAUCCAAUGCGUCAGUCAGUUGGUACAAAAAUAACCAGCUAAUUGAUGACACCGAGCGAUACUGUAGUGAGGAGCAAGGUGUUUUCCGGUCACUGGUUGUCCUAAAUGCUGGGCUCGAAGAUUCGGGAGAGUACACCUGUGAUGCAGUGGAUGAUAAAAUGGUCUUCUAUAUCACUGUCAAAGAGCCUCCAGUAAAGAUCAUUGGAAAUUCAGGCCACCCAGAGCAUCAUAUCCUGGUAGCAGGGGAUGACCUUAUUUUGGAGUGUGAGGUGUCUAGGCCAAACGCCACCGUUCAGUGGUUAUGGAAUGGCGAGAUACUGAAACCAGACACUCGUGUAAAAAUUGACAGCUAUGACGUUGUUAGGAAGCUUGUUCUCUCUGGACUUCAGCCCUCAGACUCUGGAAAAUACAUUUGUGAUGCCACCGAUGACAAACUGACAACGAUAGUCGAGGUCCAAGAAGCACCUGUCAUGUUUGUGAAUAAAGAAGUAAAUAAUAACAUCUCAGCAUAUGAAAAUGAGAAUGUUACACUGUGUGCCAUUGUGAGCCGAGAAGGAGUUAAUGUUCGGUGGCUGAAAGAUGGCCAACUAUUGAACGAGGACAACAUUCACAUCUCCAGUGAGGGUAACACCCACAAGCUCACCAUUAAUCCCCUGCAGCUGUCAGAUUCUGGAGAAUAUGUCUGUCACAUAAACACAGAUGAGAUGUAUUUCAGUCUUUUAGUCAAAGAAAUGAAGGUGAAAUUUAUCAAACCACUGGAGAACAUUGUGGCUCUGAAGGGCAGCGGCCUUACAUUACGAUGUGAGAUCAACAAGCCCAAAGGAGAUGUCCAGUGGCUAAAAGAUGGCCAGGAGAUCUCUCCAAGCCGUCGGCACACAAUACGGGCACAAGGUCGAGAGCGAACCUUUACCAUCCAUGAACUAGUGGAUGAAGAUGCUGGAGAAUAUGCCUGUGAAUCCACAGGUGACAGAACCUCAGCUAUUGUCACUUUAGAAACUCCCCGUGUCGUUGAGUUCAUAGCGGAGCUUCGUAGCAUCACGGUCUGUGAAGGAGAAGAUGCAGUAUUUAAGUGUGUGGUUUCACCAGAGGACACUCGCUUGGUGUGGUACUUAAAUGGCAAACAAGUAGCUCAGAAUGAGCACACUGUCAUUUCAAGCAACGGACUAUGCCACAUGCUCUGCAUCCACAACUGCACGGUUUCAGAUAGCAGCAAAGUGACAGCUGAUGCAGAGGGGUUGGUAUCAGAGGCAGAACUCCAGGUUCAAGAACAACAGGUGUUGUUCACCAAGAAAAUGACACCAGUUAUAGCUGAAGAGUACAAUGAGGCAACCCUAGAGGUGGAGGUGAGUGUGGAUACGGGUGAGGUGCAGUGGAUGAGGCAAGGGGUGCUGAUCCACCCCGGAGCCAAGUAUACCCUGAAACACAAGGGCCGAAAACACAGUCUCACCAUCCACAAACUCACCAUGUCUGACCGGGGCAUCUACAGCUGUGAAACCCUCCAUGACCGCACGCAAGCCCAGCUCACAGUGGAACCUCGAAAAAUCACAAUCAAGAGGGGGUUGACUGACAUAAAAACCACAGAGAGAGAAACAGCCUCGUUUGAGGUGGAACUGUCCCAUCCCAAUGUCCCGGGCACCUGGACGAGAAACGGAAUUCAGCUUAAGCCGACGAAUCACUUCCGCAUGACUGCCAAAGGACAAGUUCACAGCCUUACUAUCUCCAACCUAUCAGUAGAAGACACUGGCACCUUCACGUUCUGUGUAGAGAAUCUGAAAACAUCUGCAAGGCUUGCCGUCAAGGAGCCCCCAGUGACAAUUUUCAGAAAACUGGAGGACCAGAAAUUCCCUGAGGGGGCAAUAGCCUCUAUUGAGUGUGAGCUGUCAAGACACAAUGUCAACGUGAAAUGGAUGAAGAAUGGGGUUGAGUUGAAGCCAGGCAAGGACUUGCGCAUUUAUGCAAUGGGACGGAAGCGUUUUCUUCAGAUCAUGAAAUGUGAUGUCAGUGAUUCUGGCACGUACACCUGUGAUGCUGGAGAUGUGACUACAUCCUGCACUGUGGAGGUCUAUGAACGUGAACUGCUGAUCGUGCAGGGCCUCGAGGACCUGGCUAUCCAGGAAGAUCAGAAUGCAGUGUUUGUUUGUGAGAUCUCAGUGGAGGACGUGCCAGGAGAAUGGUACAAAAACGGAGAGAAGAUACAACCCACCAGUACCAUCAAGAUCCGCCAGGAAGGGACCAAACAUUUUCUCCUUAUGUGCAAUGUGCGAGCAGAGGACUCUGGAGAAAUCAAGUUUGUUGCCAGACAUGUUGAAUCGGUCACCUACCUGGAGGUGGAAGAGCUUCCUGUCAGCAUUGUGAAACCUCUGCAGGAUAAGACCGCCCUUGAGAAGAGCCGUGUGAUCUUAGACUGCACAGUGUCCAACCCCAGAUGUAGCAUCCGCUGGUACAAAGGCAGCAACGUCAUCCUGCCCUCAGAGCGCUUUGAGAUCUGCAGCGAGGGCGGUUAUCGCAAACUAAUCAUCCAGCAGGUGGUGCUAGAGGAUGAGGGCACAUACAGUGUGCAGGUUGGAGAGUAUUCAUGCUCUGCUAAGCUGACAGUGGAGGCCCAGUCUUUGUUGAUGGUCAGAGAUCUGAAAGAUGUGGAGGUCUUGGCCCCCGACGAAGCCUGCUUUGAAUGUGAGGUGUCAGUCCCUGUCCUCAAAUCCCCCGUGUGGAGCCUGAAGGGGGAGCCCUUGCAGCCGAGCUCUCAUGUGCGCCUGGAAAAGAUGGGAACCGUCCACAGGCUGACCCUCAGGCAAACCUCCCCAGACAUGAGUGGGGUGGUGGAGUUCACUUCUGGAAAAGCCAAGAGUACAGCUCAGCUCCGGGUGCUGAGUAAAUAAUUGAAGGUGAUCCGUGAGUAACAUCGUCUGUCAUCACCUAACAGACAUGGAUUACUUAUUAUAUUGAUGUUUUCAUGUUGUAACAUUAACAGUGCUUAUAUAUUUACAUGCAGUAUGUCUGUAAAAGUGGUUAAAACAGGGUUGAGAUGGAUUUUAAUGUAAUGCAAUUAUUUCAGGGGUUGGAUUUUCUUCUAGUUACUUGCCUUUGAGAAACAAAAUUUCUGUUAAUAUAGAAUUUGUUAUAUUCAGUGUGUGAAGAAAUUUCAAAACGGUUCCUUUAAAGUAUCACAGAUAGCCGUUGGGAUGUAAAUAAUGUCCUGUGUGAAAGUUUUUUGACUGUUGCUAUAAUGGGAAUGUUUAGCUGAAUCUGUAUUUGUGAUAAUAAAUAUCUUAUUUGAACACUGUAAGGGUCAAAGAACUUUGUUAGUGGUAAAAACUGGUUUUAUUCACACUUAAGGCAGUCUGAGUUCCUCAAAAAAACUUAAAAACACUUUCAGCUCCAGAUGCCAUUUUGGUCCUUUGUGGGUUUUUAGUUCAGCCUGAAAGUAAACAGCUGAUGCUGGUUUUGUCUGUUAGGUGUAGUUUAAGAAUGAAUGAAAGCAGAAACCAGAGCUAUCUUACAGAUUACAUAUGUACUUGUGCAGACUUUUAUGCAAAUAUAAUCUGAUUCGCACUCAUCAUAUUACCCCAUAUAUCAGAGCAUGGUUUUGUGUGGCUGCUGUGACAAUGAGAAUAACCUGGUUUAUAUUAGUUUAGUAAGCAGGAACACCAGCUUCAGAUAUUACCAUGAAAAAUUAACAAUGUUAGUUUCCAGUUAAUAAUAACCAUGUAUACAUGUCAAAUUUAGAUUUUAGAAUGGAUCAUCCAAUCAACAAAUACCUAAUUCAUUAAAUUUAACAAUUAACAUCUAUUUUCAUCAUUUGUCCAUUGUAUAAAAAUUGUUUUUUUAUGUUUUGAUGAAAAAGUUUGAAUGAAGAAAGUUGUCUUGCAGCAAGGGGCUUGUAAUGUAAAUACAUUGGGCCAAAAAUCAGGUAAUUUAGCAAAGAAAUAGGUUUAAAGUUACUUGAUCACCUUGAUUGAGAAUCAGGGCAUGCUAGUUGGUAGUUGUUGAAACGCUUUGAUGAGUGAGUAUUACGUUUGGCGCUUAACAGGGAAUGAUAGUUGUUUUCAUAUGAAAUUUGUUCCAUAUUCCAUUUUUCAAUUUGACUUGUUUCCACCUCUGCAAUGUUGUCUUGAGUGUUAGAUAUGUGAAAAAAUGUACUGGCCUGUUUC